GGGUCAAUGUUGAGUGAAGUUUCAACCUGUGAGCAAGUCAAGGCUGGAGCUGGAGAGCAAAAUGCUGGAGAAGUUUCAGAAGGCGCUCACGAUUCGUAGUGGCACCAUGAGGGAGCUGCUGGCAGAAGCGCUGGGGAUGUUCAUCCUCAUGGUCUUUGGCUUGUCUUCUGUGGCACAAGUCGUAUUAGGAGGAGGAGACUUUGGGCAGCAUCUGAGCAUCAAUUUGGCAUUUGGCAUUGGUGUUACCUUGGGCAUCCAUGCGGCCGGAGGAAUCUCUGGAGCUCAUCUGAACGCUGCCAUCACCCUCACACACUGCAUUUUAGGAAACCUCCCCUGGAGAAAGCUCCCAGCUUAUGUGAUCGGCCAGUUCCUGGGCUCCUUUACAGCAGCAGCCACUGUCUUUGGCCUCUACUACGAUGCUCUGUAUGACUACACCAAGGGGAACUUCACAGUGACAGGACCGACCGCCACGGCGUCGAUCUUCUCCACGUACCCCGCUCCCUAUGUAUCCUUGCUGGGGGGCUUCUUCACAGAGUUUACAGCAACGGUGAUGCUGCUCCUGGGCAUUCUGGUCAUCCACGAUGAGAAAAACAACGGAGCUCUGAAAGGCACACAGGCCCUGCUCACGGGUAUCCUGGUCCUGGGCAUCGGCCUGGGGAUGGGGAUGAACACAGGCUAUGCCAUAAACCCCUCCCGGGACCUGCCCCCCAGGGUCUUCACGGCAAUUGCUGGCUGGGGAAUGGAUGUCUUCACGGCUGGACAUUACUGGUGGUGGGUCCCAGUCACAGCUCCGAUUCUGGGAAGUCUUGCUGGUGUUUUAAUCCACAAACUCUUCAUUGAUUUUCACAACCAACCUGUCCCAGAAAGUGGAAAUGAGAAAGGACGGCCAGUGGUGGAGACUUCUACGCUGUGA
Pelecanus crispus (Dalmatian pelican) is the source of this 913-nucleotide messenger RNA. Its product is annotated as aquaporin-7. Gene Ontology annotation, biological process: glycerol transmembrane transport; water transport. The record is from RefSeq and is a predicted model, not a curated record. Gene Ontology annotation, molecular function: urea transmembrane transporter activity; water channel activity; glycerol channel activity. Gene Ontology annotation, cellular component: plasma membrane; basolateral plasma membrane. Lineage: Eukaryota; Metazoa; Chordata; Aves; Pelecaniformes; Pelecanidae.